UCGGGAUUCAUAAAUAUAAAAAGAUUCUCUGAGGAGGGCAGUGUUUUUGUGUGAUGGCAACUUCACUUCUUGGGGAGGAGCCGAGGUUAGGAUCGACUCCUUUAGCCAUGUUAGCAGCAACAUGUAACAAAAUAGGGAGUCCGAGCCCUUCACCGUCCUCAAUUUCGGAUAAUUCCUCGUCGUUUGGAAAGGGCUUCCACCCGUGGAAGAGAGCCGCGGCCAGCAGCUGCAGCCUCGGCUCCGGCCUGUCCGGCUUCGGGGUGUCCCGGAACGGAGCUGGCAUCUCGGACUCUUUCGGCACAAACAGCUCCAGCGGAUCCAGUGCCUUCUCCCUCACCUCUGGUACCUCAACGAGUUCCCAUUUCGGAAACGACUAUUCUGUUUUCCAAGCAUCCGUGUCGAGCAACUCUCAAGAGUCCAGCCACCAGCCGGUGUUCAUCUCCAAGGUGCACACGUCCGUGGACAGCUUGCAGGGCAUUUACCCCAGGAUGAGCGUGGCGCACCCGUACGAGUCCUGGUUCAAGUCCUCCCACCCCGGCAUCCCCGCGGGAGAGGUCGGCACCACCGGAGCAUCGGCGUGGUGGGACGUGGGAGCGGGAUGGAUUGACGUUCAAAACCCAAACGGAGCAGCACUACAGACGUCCUUGCACUCUGGUGGACUCCAGACCUCCUUACACUCUCCCCUGGGCGGAUAUAAUUCAGACUACUCCAGUUUAAGUCACUCUGCUUUCAGCACAAGUCCCUCUCCGCACCUGUUGACCACCGGCCAGCACCUGAUGGACGGUUUCAAGCCGGUGUUAUCCUCUUAUCCGGACACCAGCCCGUCUCCGUUGGCCGGAGCAGGGGGCACCAUGCUCUCCGGGGGGCCGCCCGCAUCUUUAGCGGGGUCUCCCCGGUCCUCUGCCCGAAGGUACUCCGGCAGAGCCACCUGCGACUGUCCGAACUGCCAGGAGGCGGAGAGACUCGGGCCGGCCGGCGCCAGCCUGCGGAGGAAAGGUCUGCACAGCUGCCACAUCCCCGGCUGCGGGAAGGUGUACGGCAAAACGUCGCACCUCAAGGCGCAUUUGAGAUGGCACACCGGCGAGAGGCCGUUUGUGUGUAACUGGCUCUUUUGCGGGAAGAGAUUCACGCGCUCCGACGAGCUCCAGCGACAUUUACGCACGCACACCGGGGAGAAGCGCUUCGCUUGUCCGGUGUGCAACAAGAGAUUUAUGCGCAGCGACCACCUGAGUAAACACGUGAAGACUCACAGCGCAGGGGGAUCCUCCGGCUCGGCCUCCGGGGGCAGCGGGGGGAAACGGGGGAGCGACACCGACAGCGAGCACAGCGCGCCGGGGAGCCCCCCGUGCCAUUCCCCCGACCUGUUGCACCCGCCCGAGUCCAGCCAGGCAGUGGGCAUGAACGGGCUCUAAAGCCUGAAUUAUGGUUCUGCGUUAAAUCGACGCAGACCGCCGCGUACCAUACGUCGUAGGCUCCGCGUUGGUGUAACGCGGAACCAUAAAUCAGCCUUAAAACUCCCGGCAGUGAAGUAAAAAAACAAACUGUACAACAGCAACAUAUUGUGAUUCAUUUGUCCUACAAGACAAGAGAGUGGACAUACUUUGGUGUAUGUGACAUACUUCCUCCAUGAGUGUUGUCAUUUAAUAAGAAAAUAUGUCUAUACCUUUCUUUUCUGUCUCCUCCAAGUGUUUUAAGAUUAUUAACUGCAUAGUGACCUAGCUGUGCCAUCAUAAACUCCUCAUUAGUACACCUGCGGUGUGAAAGUGAAGUCAAGUUCUUGUGCGACACGCUGGAGCAGGGCAAAGUUGAAACUUUCUGCAACCCGAUCCCCGACAAGCCCUACUGGUUUAUUUCUCAGUAUACGACGAAAAAGAAAAUAAGAAAAAAAAAAAAAAAAAAAGAAAAACACUGCUGUGAACUGAGGCAAAAAAGAAAAAAAAAUGCGCUACUGCUGUCAUACUGUACGCAUUGUUUUAAAACCAAACACUGGCACUUUAUUAUCGAGCAAGAGGAAUGGCUUUUGUCACUGUGGAAGGACUGCUCGGCAGGAAUAAAUACCUGUUUGUGGAGUAAUCUGGUGAAAUGCGGGAUGCAAUGGUUUUCAUUUGAUCUGUGUAGUCCCAUCAGAUAACGGAGGAGCAGUUGAAGGUCUAAAUCAAGUAUUGCUAUUCACCCCACAGCCUCCAGUUGUACGCCAAGUUUGCAAGUUGGCCAGUCUAAGAUACUUAAUCUUUACUUUGCUGCAAAAUGUGUUGUAAAUAAUGAGAAAUGUAGGUUAGAAUAAUUACAGCCCAAUGUAAAGGUGGGCAAUGUAUUUGUCCAGGAGACGAUUUUGUAUAGGUAUUUCUAGUUGUAUAUGGACUCUAGUAAAUAUUUGAAAAUAUACGGAAAUGUACUUGGACUUUUCUUUGACAUGGUAUGAAAUGUAUUGUGGGGAAUAUUUAACCACGAGUUUUCUUGUAUUUUAGGGGUCUAUCGUUAGGCGCACUUUGAAAUUAUUUGUAUGGUUUUGAAAUCAUUUACUGUUUAUCCACUCUUUUAAUUUAAGUAAGCAUGUUGUAAAGUGAUUUUAAUUUUACAUUAUUUUUUUUCUCUGAGAAUGGCUUUUUAUGUGAGCCACUCAAUAAAG
This is a messenger RNA of Cololabis saira (Pacific saury), 2629 nucleotides long. RefSeq names its product sp8 transcription factor b (gene sp8b). The record is from RefSeq and is a predicted model, not a curated record. Bases 54 to 1412 code for a protein of 452 amino acids. Gene Ontology annotation, biological process: regulation of transcription by RNA polymerase II. Lineage: Eukaryota; Metazoa; Chordata; Actinopteri; Beloniformes; Belonidae. The transcript has 2 exons. Gene Ontology annotation, molecular function: DNA-binding transcription factor activity, RNA polymerase II-specific; RNA polymerase II cis-regulatory region sequence-specific DNA binding.